Messenger RNA from Zea mays, 1416 nucleotides. Its product is annotated as IAA-glu synthetase. The record is from RefSeq and is marked provisional. NCBI's taxonomy places the organism in Eukaryota, Viridiplantae, Streptophyta, Magnoliopsida, Poales, Poaceae. Gene Ontology annotation, molecular function: quercetin 7-O-glucosyltransferase activity; quercetin 3-O-glucosyltransferase activity.
AUGGCGCCGCAUGUCCUCGUCGUGCCCUUCCCCGGUCAGGGACACAUGAACCCCAUGGUACAGUUCGCCAAGAGGCUGGCAUCCAAGGGCGUGGCCACCACGCUCGUCACCACCCGCUUCAUCCAGAGGACUGCCGACGUGGACGCGCACCCAGCGAUGGUCGAGGCCAUCUCCGACGGGCACGACGAGGGAGGGUUCGCGUCGGCCGCGGGCGUUGCCGAGUACCUGGAGAAGCAGGCGGCCGCCGCGUCGGCGUCGCUGGCGUCGCUCGUCGAGGCACGCGCGUCGUCUGCGGACGCCUUCACGUGCGUCGUGUACGACUCGUACGAGGACUGGGUGCUGCCCGUGGCGCGGCGAAUGGGCCUGCCCGCCGUCCCCUUCUCCACGCAGUCGUGCGCCGUCAGCGCCGUGUACUACCACUUCAGCCAGGGGAGGCUUGCCGUGCCUCCGGGGGCGGCCGCGGACGGCAGCGACGGUGGUGCUGGUGCCGCCGCCCUGAGCGAGGCGUUCCUGGGGCUGCCGGAGAUGGAGAGGUCGGAGCUCCCGUCGUUCGUGUUCGACCAUGGUCCGUACCCGACCAUCGCCAUGCAAGCGAUUAAACAGUUCGCUCAUGCGGGAAAGGAUGACUGGGUGCUGUUCAACUCGUUCGAAGAACUGGAAACCGAGGUUUUGGCUGGCCUGACAAAGUACCUGAAGGCCCGAGCCAUCGGCCCAUGCGUGCCGCUGCCCACCGCUGGAAGGACCGCCGGCGCCAAUGGCCGGAUCACCUACGGGGCCAACCUGGUGAAGCCGGAGGAUGCGUGCACCAAGUGGCUAGACACCAAGCCCGACCGCUCCGUGGCCUACGUCUCCUUCGGCAGCCUCGCGUCCCUGGGCAACGCCCAGAAGGAGGAGCUCGCGCGCGGCCUCCUCGCCGCCGGCAAGCCGUUCCUGUGGGUGGUGAGGGCCAGCGACGAGCACCAGGUCCCGCGCUAUCUCCUGGCCGAGGCGACGGCGACGGGCGCCGCGAUGGUCGUGCCCUGGUGCCCGCAGCUGGACGUGCUGGCGCACCCGGCCGUGGGCUGCUUCGUCACCCACUGCGGUUGGAACUCCACGCUGGAGGCGCUCAGCUUCGGCGUGCCUAUGGUGGCGAUGGCGCUGUGGACGGACCAGCCGACCAACGCUCGGAACGUCGAGCUCGCCUGGGGCGCGGGCGUGCGCGCGCGCCGCGAUGCUGGCGCGGGCGUGUUCCUUCGCGGGGAAGUGGAGCGGUGCGUGCGCGCCGUCAUGGACGGGGGCGAGGCGGCGUCUGCUGCACGCAAGGCGGCGGGGGAAUGGAGGGACAGGGCUCGCGCGGCGGUGGCACCCGGUGGCAGCUCUGACCGCAACCUGGACGAGUUCGUGCAGUUUGUGCGCGCCGGCGCCACGGAGAAGUGA